Messenger RNA from Laetiporus sulphureus 93-53, 1420 nucleotides. RefSeq lists its product as uncharacterized. NCBI's taxonomy places the organism in Eukaryota, Fungi, Basidiomycota, Agaricomycetes, Polyporales, Laetiporaceae. The coding region runs from base 322 to 1344 and encodes 340 amino acids. The transcript is spliced from 7 exons. The record is from RefSeq and is a predicted model, not a curated record.
CUGGCUGGACUGCACGCACUGUUCGCUGAGUUUAGAACCAAUUUUCGUUAAUGAUGGUGAUAGACGCCGGAAGGACAUGAGGCGAAACGCGAUAAGUACGUGUCGCUAGGCUACCAUCCCGCCGAGACUGCUCCUUGCGAGCUCUGCAGCAACUGUCCGCCGGUCAGCGCGCACCGCCUCCCUCUUUACACGCUCGUCGCCAGCGCAUCGUUGGAUUUGUCUCUGACCUUGGAGCUGGGUUCUCCGUCGUGCACUGUCCAUCCCCCGUUGAGCGGCCGUCAUUCCUUUCCUGCGCAGUCUGAUACGGUUUUCACGCCCAUCAUGAACAAGUUGUUUGCUUCCUAUCGUUAUUUCGUCUUCGUUCUCUUUGUCAUCUGCAAUGCUGUUAUCUGUGCUGUUGCAGCAUGGAACCUGUCGCUCGCCCUGGACAUCCAGUUUCACAGUUGGAUUGAAGUCGACGCACUGUUGGUAUCUGCAGCUGCUACGGCAUUGCUAUUCAUCUUCACUUUCAUGUUCGUGGACGUCUUGUGCAAACAGUCUGCGAUGCGACACGUUUGGGUUGAGUGCCUCUGGGUUGGCCUCUUUGGCGUAUUGGAGCUGGCGUGUGCUGCUGCGGUCACUACCACGACGUCCGACUCAAAAUGUGUAACAGCAGACGAGGACGGCCAGAUCACGGAAGGUCCAUGUACCACAUCCUCGCUCAUGGUAGGCUUCACCUGGGCUGCAGCCACAGACAUGCUGAUGUACUUCGCUGUACUCGCUGUCAUCGCCCUCCUACACCAGCGCAAUGACCCCCUUAUCUGGCAAUCGAGCACACUGGACUACUCCUGGUUCGCCUUACGCUCGUCGCUGCCUAGUGCACCGUCAUCGCCUACACGGGCCCUUCCCGGGAAUCCUUCCAAGUCCUCCCGCGGCAGCCCCCCGCCGUACCCGACUGAGUUCGGAAGACGCAUGUUCGCGAAUCCUCCACCCGAUCUUGAGAAGCAAGACCUUGAGAGGAAUGAAGCCGCGGCGCCUAUGCCAGCCUCUGUCGCGCUCUACCGUAUGCAGAGUCAGACAGCCCGGCCAUUCCCUGCGAAACGAGCCUCCUGGCAGCCUCGGCAGCUGCAGUUGUCGGCUAAUGUGCCUCUACCGACUACGACGGCUCCGACACCGAAGCCUUUGCGGACUGCUCCAGUUGAGACUGUCGCCCCUUCUCCUUCUCCAUCCCCGCCCCCAGAAUCGGAUUCUGGGUCAGAACCGUCAACCCCCGCAACACCUCUCGGUCGUCCACACAAGAAGCGAGUCCUGCGCCUGCACAGGCCCCCGCCGCUCGACUUGUCCCGCAUCAGCUCCUUCCGGUAACACCUAUAGACAAAGGAAACACCGACAACCUAUCCAGCGCUGAUCGCUUCCGGCUAAGCGAUCCGUGGCUGCGUAC